Messenger RNA from Ophidiomyces ophidiicola, 237 nucleotides. It is a transcript of the gene MDM35, whose product is annotated as Mitochondrial distribution and morphology protein 35. Lineage: Eukaryota; Fungi; Ascomycota; Eurotiomycetes; Onygenales; Onygenaceae. Bases 1 to 237 code for a protein of 78 amino acids. The record is from RefSeq and is a predicted model, not a curated record. The transcript has 4 exons.
AUGUCUGCCUCUCUUGCCCCCGAGUGCAACGAGCUCAAAGAACGUUAUGACUCGUGCUUUCUCAAAUGGUACAGCGAAAAGUUUCUCCGCGGCAAUUCGUCAAGCAAUGACUGCGAAAAGGUGUUUGAAGAAUAUAAGAAAUGCCUUUCGAAAACUUUGAAAGACCGUGGCAUUGAUACCAUGCUGGAAGAAGCUCGAAAGAGUGGCAAAGAGGCUGACGAACAUGGAAAAAAAUAA